This is a messenger RNA of Punica granatum (pomegranate), 1514 nucleotides long. Lineage: Eukaryota; Viridiplantae; Streptophyta; Magnoliopsida; Myrtales; Lythraceae. The record is from RefSeq and is a predicted model, not a curated record.
UCAACGGUCCCAACGUCUCUCAGCCUCCUCCUCCUCCUCUUCUUCUUCUUCUUCUUCUUCUUCUUCUACUACUCUACUCCAUUUUUUUUUUCCUUGACAAAGGAACCCAAGUUCCCAUAAUGAAUGAUCCCACCAACUAUGGAAACAGUGGCAGCAGGUUCCUCUGCCUACAACAGUGGGAGGCGGCUUUGCGGAGGAUCUGCACCGACCAGUUCCAACCACAGCGGUAGGCCUGGGCUCGGCAUAUGCUGGCCGAGGUCAGUGAGGAGACUACCCUGCAGGUGCUUGAGAGAAUAUCCGACACGAGGAUCAAGCACACCCUCGACGGAUUCAUUUUCAGUAUGGUCAGAAAGGUCCGUAGCACGGGCUGGUCCGCCUCCCCUUCCCCCCAUAUGAGCUCAUCCGAAUGGUACAGCGGGGUUAGCCCUGCCACGAAGCAAGCUCUCAACUUCAAUGUUCAGUGCUCUGAAUAUUACAUUGAGCGCUCUUUCUUGAAUAUUGGUGCAUUUCAGCAACGCCCCGUUGUUUCGGUAACACCACGUCAUUUCCUGUGCCUAGACGAUGGGAGUGCCAGCACGCCUAUCGGAGAGGGAGGAGAAAAUUCACUUGUGGGAUCAGAAAAUCGGAGUGGUCAAAGAAUUAGCCAUACUGAAGCCUUGAUUGAACUAGGAUUUCGGAAAGCGUCUCUCCCACUGAGAUACACUGGAGAAGAGAAGUGCGAAGAGGUUAUGUCAGCUGAUGAGAUUUGGUAGCUAAAAGAUCUCCAAAUGGAAGCUUUUGAGUCAAAAGUUCGGGAGACACUUGGAAAUCAUCUUGUCAGGUGCAAGAUGGAAGCAUGGCAGGAAGAAGAAGCUGAGCGUGCUCGUCAAGGUCAAAGAGAUGCAGAGUCCAAGCUAUCAACUUUGGAGGUUGAAAUGAGAAAGAUGAGAGUUGAUAUGGCAGCAAUGAAGAGGGAUGCUGAACAUUCUCGGCAGGAGCAUAUGAAGCUUGAGAAACGGUAUCGUGAGCUUACUGAUUUGCUGUAUCACAAGCAAGCACAAUUAGAAGCCACAGCGGGUGAAAAACGCCUUCAAGAAGUACAGGUGUUCAUGCACCUCUUCUUGAUGAUGUACCUACUGCACCACCUUCAGGACCGAGCGGACAAUUUCUCUGCCAGAGAAGUUGCGGAGUCCAUGGGGCUUGCCACUCCCAACUUGCCGUGAUUCUUCACCCCUAACCUUCACGGGCGUGAAGUUCUUUCCGUUUAUAUGGAUAGAGAGGCAUGGAAAGGGCAAUCAGUCAUCCAGAAAUUUUACGUGACUGGAGCUAGGAUUAUAGGUGAAACUCCACAAACACGAAAGCAAAUGUCGAAAUUCAUUUACUUACGAUGUCUCCUCUAGUACAUGUAUAUCGGUAUUCUUUUGUCUAAUAGCUAUAUGUCGGUCUGCAAGCUUGUAAAUUCGAGACUUGGGUUAUAUCCGAUCCAAUGGAAUAUCUCUUUUGGAUUCGUAAGGCAUAUCCUCGAAUCUCAGAUA